ACUACCGUUGACAGGGGUGUGUCGGGAACACGGUGUGAUGUGGGCAGAACCCUGCUCCUUUUAUUGGGGACUCAACGAGCCAUCCAACUCCUCAACGAGCUUACCCAACCCUUAACUGCCAAAAGCCAAGCUAGUAUUUUUCCGAUGCAAGGGAAGAUGGUCGAUGCAGGGGUAUCGGCCGAUGCUGGGCCACAGGGCGAGAACGGCGCGAGGGAGGGGGGCGGCAAGAAGGUGUCGAGUGAGAAAGCGCAGGCGCGGAAGCGGGCGAAGCUGGUGCGGCUGAAGAAGAAGAUGGCGCAGCGCAAGGCGGCCAGGCGCGGAGAGAACAGCGCAGAGGCAGGCGAGGCGGCAGGGGAACGGGCUCCAGCAGAGAGUGGGCGUGGGGGCGAUGAGAGGGAAGGCAAGCGACGGCGCACGGUGAAACACCCGAUGCGAGUGGCGGGGCAACGGCCAGGCGAGCGGUGCUUCUCGUGCGGCGGAGCAGACCACGCCGCCAAGGACUGCCCGAAACGACGGGAGCGCAAAGUGGCCAAGGCGUGUCUCUUCUGCCGCCAGUGGGGCCACGUCGUGAGCGAGUGCCCGCGAGCUGCGUCGGCGGCCGCACCCGCUGUGCCGCAGUCGCCAGGCGCCGCUGGAGAGGAGGCGGGAGGCGCGGCAGCGCAGAGGGGAAGGCGUGAACAGGAAGAGAAGGGCGCGGGCGGCGCAGACGGGCUGGGGGUGGGGAUUUGCUACAACUGUGGUUCCACGCGCCAUCGGCUGAACAACUGCCCUUUGCCGCGAGCCAAUGGUGGAGCGGCGCAUGCAGUGUGCUUCGUGUGUCAGCAGAGGGGCCAUCUCAGUCGGGACUGCCCACAGAACCCCAAUGGCCUAUACCCCAAGGGCGGGUGUUGCCGCAUUUGUGGACUCAAGACCCAUCUUGCUCGCGAUUGUCCUUCAAAGCACGCUGUAGCUGCUUCCGCUGCCACUGCUCCUGCACGUGCUGGCAGCUCUGCUAAAAUGGGCAUGAAUCAAGGCAGUAGCACGGUGCGCCGCACUCUGCCUGGAGGUGAUGACCUGGGUGAUGACUUUGGGGACGCUGUGCUGCAGCCACUGCAGGCGAGGCGUGGGGAUGGAGAUGGGGAGGAAAAGGAUGUGCAGGACUUGGAGGAGUUGGAGGACGACGAUGAUGAGCUGUUGAGGGCAAGUGCCAAUGCUGGUAGGUCAGGUCGACUGGCAGCCCGGCGUUUCAGUGGCAAGCAGGGAGGACGAGGGCGUGGUAGGGCUUUCCAAGCCGGUGGCAGCAGGCGCCCGAGUAAGGGAUGGUGAACUUGUCAACUUAUACAUAUCUUUGUAUGUAUAAGUUAUAGGCUAGAUAGGUGUAUGUUCUUAGAGGGUACAACUCCAACCCUAUAUCUCCCCUGUUCUCAUCUAUUCUUGUUAUUCUCAUACUCUAACAGUGUCC
This is a messenger RNA of Closterium sp. NIES-67, 1441 nucleotides long. The record is from the annotation of a GenBank genome assembly. Lineage: Eukaryota; Viridiplantae; Streptophyta; Zygnematophyceae; Desmidiales; Closteriaceae.